Aegilops tauschii subsp. strangulata is the source of this 2135-nucleotide messenger RNA. Its product is annotated as putative cyclin-dependent kinase F-2. The record is from RefSeq and is a predicted model, not a curated record. Gene Ontology annotation, molecular function: protein serine/threonine kinase activity; ATP binding. Gene Ontology annotation, cellular component: nucleus. NCBI's taxonomy places the organism in Eukaryota, Viridiplantae, Streptophyta, Magnoliopsida, Poales, Poaceae. Gene Ontology annotation, biological process: regulation of mitotic cell cycle; protein phosphorylation.
AAAAUCUAGGCCGGCUGAGAAGGAAGCUGGCGCUGAAAUUUCCCAAAGUAAAUGGGUCGGGACGAAAAUCUGGGCCGGCUGAGAAGAGCCACAACGCAGGCUGGCGCUGAAAUUUCCGGACGACGGGCGGAUAAAAAUCUGGAUUGACUGUGUCGCGGACAGACAGUAAUUACGUUGGUAAGAAAUGUUUCUUCUUUUAUUAGUAGGUAUGGAUAUAGAUAUAGAUAGAUAGAUAUAGAUAUAUAGAUAUAGAUUGAAAUUUUCUCUCUCGAAAAAAAUCAUAUGUACUGCCAAAAGAAAAAAAAGAUGCAUACGAUUCGCAAUCGAUCAUGUGCACUAAAAAGAAAAGAAAAGAAACGAUGGAGAGCACAGAGCACAACCGGCAGCCGGUCACCGCCAAUCGCGCUCUUUCCACCUGCUCGCCGAACCACCGUCGUCGGCUACUACUAGUCAUACCGCACGCGCGCGGUAGCCCGAGCCCAGUCCACGUCUUCCUCCCUGUUCCGGUGGUUCGCACCGCAGCUACUCCGAAGACGCUCAACCUGCCGGGCCGAACCGAGCCGAGCGUCGGUCGGUUGGCUCCGCCGCACGCACACUCCCGGCCUAACUCCAACUAACCACGUGAAAAAUCUACCAACAGUCAACGCGCUUACUCGUCCGCUGCUUAACCUGACAGACAGCGUGGACCUGUGCUGUGCGUGCCAAACCGAAAGCGACUCGUCGUCAAGCCAUCCCUUAUAACGCAGCGGCCUUCCCUAAUUUUCAGCCGCCUACCUACCCGCGCGCCCAAGCCGCGAGCGAGACACCCAACCACCUCCGGCGGCCACGGUCGGCAAUGGAGCACUACGAGAGGCUCGACAAGAUCGGCGAGGGCGCCUCGGGCGUCGUCUACAAGGCGCGGGACCGCCGCACCGGCGCCACCGUCGCCGUCAAGCGCCUCCGCGGCGCUGGCUUCGGCGACCACGACGGCAGCCGGCUCUCCGAGGACCUCCUGCGCGAGGCGGCGUGCCUCGAGGCCUGCCGCGGCCACCCGUCCGUCGUCGAGCUGCGGGCCGCGCACCGGGAUGGGGAGGCCGCGUUCCUGGUGAUGGAGUACGUCGGGCCGAGCGUGGCGCAGGUCAUGCGGGAGCGCGGCCGGCCCUUCCCCGAGGCCGACGCGCGCCGGCUCAUGCGGCAGCUCCUGGACGGCGCCAGGGCCAUGCACGACCUCGGGGUGCUGCACCGCGACCUCAAGCCGGACAACGUCCUCGUCGACGCCCACGGCGACCUCAAGAUCUGCGACUUCGGGAUGUCGCGCUUCGCAGCCGCGACGGCGCCGCCCUACACGUCGCCCGUGGUCACGCUGUGGUACCGCGCGCCGGAGCUCCUCCUUGGGUCGACGGAGUACGACGACCGGGUGGACACGUGGGCGCUCGGGUGCAUCAUGGCCGAGCUGCUCGCCGGCGCGCCGCUGCUGCCGGGGAGGUCGGAGAUGGACCAGCUGAACAGAGCGUUCGACACGGUCGGGACCGACGACAUGACGGACUGGCCCGGCUUCUGCCGGCUCCCGCGCGCCGGCUCGCCGCUCUGCCAGCGCAGCAGGCCGCCCAGCCGGCUCCGGGAGAUGUUCCCGUCCCUCUCCGCCGCGGGCUUGGACGUCCUCAGCGGGCUGCUGGCAUGCAGGCCGGACAGGAGGCUCACCGCCGCGGACGCGCUGCGGCGGCCCUGGUUCACGGACGCCGAGUCGGCGGACGUCGACCAGCCUCGCAGCGCAUGCGGCGGCCGCUUCACGGCGCGCGUCGGCGGCGUCGCUGACGCGAUCGUUGUAUAGAAAGCUCUAGAUUCGCCAUGAUUCAAUAUUCUUUUAAUCAGCCGAAGAUUCGCUUGGCAGAGUGUACAAUUUUGGUGGCGGCUUUUGUGCUCCUGUCCUCUGCUCUGCGCUGUUGCACUGUCGUCUUCAGUUCCGUUAAGGCUGGUGGGAUAGUCGGUGAAGUGGCACGAGUUCCUUGAGGGUCCUGCUGAUUAGUUCAUCAUUUUUUUUUCUCCUCCUCUUGUUUAUCUUGUCCUUGCAAGCAAUCGCAACGAGCAUCUUGUGAUACUAUAAACAAAGCAAUACAAUAGUGGCAAAGCUCCCAUGGACGAAUCGCCAUUGAUUA